Messenger RNA from Naumovozyma dairenensis CBS 421, 291 nucleotides. It is a transcript of the gene DAD1, whose product is annotated as Dad1p. The record is from RefSeq and is a predicted model, not a curated record. Bases 1 to 291 code for a protein of 96 amino acids. Lineage: Eukaryota; Fungi; Ascomycota; Saccharomycetes; Saccharomycetales; Saccharomycetaceae. Gene Ontology annotation, cellular component: DASH complex; spindle microtubule; mitotic spindle pole body. The transcript has a single exon.
AUGUCAAUUAACAAUAACACGGCGAAGAAAACAGCCCCGCUCAUAUCAGAAGGUGAUCGACAAUUUAUAGAACAAAGAGACCUAAUAUUACAAGAGAUUAAUGUGACGAUGGAUUCUAUAUUGAAUGGAUUAAAUGAAUUAAAUAUAUCGUUAGAAAGCUCAAUUGCCGUGGGGAAAGGGUUUGAAUCUGUUUCAGAACUUUGGAAGACAUUCUUUGAUGGAUUAGAAAGUGUUACAGAUAUCCCUGUUGAAACUGCUACUAAUGAACAUGAAGAACGUAUAGAAGAAUAA